GUGUCUAAACAAAGACCAUCAUCAGUGAUCAUGUGAUGUUUGUGUUUGCAGAGGUCAGAACCAGAGACAGAGAGCAGAGUCUCCAGGACCCAGCGGUCUGUCUGUGAAGAGUGACCGGUCUAUGGACCAACCUUUAAACUUCAGUCAUGAACCUGGAGCCUCAGAGACAAAAGACCACUUUGCUGUUUCUGUGGACGAGCAGACGUCCUGCUGUCCUCUGUGUCAGGACGUUCUGAAGGAUCCAGUCUCCACCAGCUGCGGUCACCGGUUCUGCAGACGCUGCAUCUCCUCAUACUGGGACCAGUCUGGUCCACCAGGAGACUCCUGCUGUCCCCAGUGUGGACAAAGACCCAGGACAGGACAUGGACCACAGAGCAUCCCAGAUGUUGGUCUGCAGAAGGUUCUAGAUGAACAUAAGAUCAGUCUGAGGAGCAGAUUUAAACAUGUGACUGAAGGAACUGAAGGAACAGGAAGUAGAACCCUCCUGAACAGGAUCUUCACUGAGCUCUACAUCACAGAGGGACAGAGUGAAGAGGUCAAUACUCAACAUGAGGUGAUGCAGCUGGAGACGACCUCCAAGAAGAAGACGGUCCAGGACACUCCCAUCAAGUGCUGCGACAUCUUUAAAGCCUUACCUGACCAGCAGGGGAGCAUCAGAGUCGUCCUGACCAACGGCGUCGCUGGUGUUGGAAAAACCUUCUCGGUGCAGAAGUUCACUCUGGACUGGGCCGAGGGUUUGGAAAACCAGGAUGUGAAUCUGCUGAUUGUGCUCUCGUUCAGGGAGCUGAACCUGAUCAGAGAUCAGCAGCACAGUCUUCUCACGCUGCUCCAUGUUUUCUAUCCAACAUUAGAGAAGGUCAGAGCAGAGGAGCUCGCUGUCUGUAAACCUUUGUUCAUCUUUGACGGCCUGGAUGAAAGCAGACUCUCACUGGACUUCAGCAGCAGGACGCUGGUUUCUGACGUCACACACAGGUCAUCAGUCAACGUGCUGCUGACCAACCUCAUCCAGGGGAAUCUGCUCCCCUCGGCUCUCAUCUGGAUAACUUCUCGACCUGCAGCGGCCAAUCAGAUCCCUCCUACAUGUGUUGCCAGGGUAACAGAAGUACAAGGCUUCACUGACGACCAGAAGGACGAGUACUUCAGGAAGAGAUCCAGAACUGAAGAUCUGUCCAGCAGAAUCAUCUCACACAUCAAGACGUCCAGGAGCCUCCACAUCAUGUGUCAAGUCCCAGUCUUUUGCUGGAUCAGUGCUACAGUUCUGGAGCACAUGUUGGCCACAGAGCAGAGAGGAGAGCUGCCCAAGACCCUGACAGACCUGUACUCACACUUCCUGCUGGUUCAGACCAAGAGGAAGAAGAACAAAUAUGAUAAAGGACGUGAGACGAGUCCACAGGAGCUGAUGGAGGCCGACGGGGACUUUCUUCUGAAGCUGGGGAGGCUGGCCUUUGAACAUCUGCAGAGGGGAGACAUCAUGUUCUACCAAGAAGACCUGAAGCAGUGUGGUCUAAGUGUGACAGAGGCCUCGGUGUACUCAGGAGUUUGUACAGAGAUCUUCAGAAGAGAGAGCGUGAUCUUCCAGAAAUCAGUCUACUGCUUUGUUCAUCUGAGCGUUCAGGAGUUUCUGGCUGCAGUCUACAUGUUCCACUGUUUCAAGAAGACAGAGGUACUGCAGGACUUCUUCAGAAAAAAAGUUGAUGGUGAUGAUGAUGGUGGUUACACUUCUCUGGAUGUGUUCCUGAAAGCAGCCAUGGAGAAAUCCCUUCAAAGUGAAAAUGGUCACCUGGACCUGUUUGUUCGCUUCCUUCAUGGACUCUGUCUGGAGUCCAACCACAGACUCUUAGGAGGUCUGCUGGGUCAGACUCAGAACAGUCCAGAAAUCAUCCAGAGGGUCAUCAAGAACCUGAAGGAGAUGAACACAGACAACAUCUCACCUGACAGAAGCAUCAACAUCUUCCACUGUCUGACAGAGAUGAACGAGCAAUCAGUGCAUCAGGAGAUCCAAGAGUUCAUGAAGUCAAAGAACAGAGAACAGGAACUCUCUGAGAUCCACUGCUCAGCUCUGGCCUACAUGCUGCAGAUGUCUGAGGAGGUUCUGGAUGAGUUGGACCUGGACAAGUACAGAACAUCAGUCCAGGGGAAACAGAGACUGAUUCCAGCUGUGAGGAACUGCAGGAAGGCUGUGUUGAGGGGCUGCAGAUUGACAGAGAUCAGCUGUUCUUCUCUGGCCUCAGCUCUGAAGUCCAACCCCUCACACCUGAGAGACCUGGACCUGAGUGGGAGCCAUCUGCAGGAUUCAGGAGUGAAGCUGCUGUGUUCUGGACUGGAGAGUCCACAUUGUAGACUGGAGACUCUGAGGUUGAGUCGCUGCAGUUUGACAGAGAUCAGCUGUUCUUCUCUGGUCUCAGCUCUGAAGUCCAACCCCUCACACCUGAGAGACCUGGACCUGAGGUGGAACCAGCUGCAGGAUUCAGCAGUGAAGCCUCUGUGUGAUCUUCAGAAGAGUCCAGACUACAGACUGGAGACUCUGAGGUGAGUAGAGUGUUGUUCUAAUCACAGUCAGACAAACAUCAGUGUUUCCUCAGUGAAGCUGUGACAGCACAAUAGUGACAGACUUCAUGAUUGGACACAAAGACACAGAGAGACAACAGACGAGCCACGAGCUGCUGCUACUCACAGACUAGAGCUGAGCGCCUCACAUGAUGAGCGUCCAUCAGCUGUUUGUAGUUUGACUUCAUCACAGAUUAUAGAUCCACUGUAUCAUACACUGUAAAAACAGCAGCACAUCUUGUUUGGUUAGAAAACGUCAAAGUAGCCACUUUCAGACUGGAACGUCAUUUUCCUUCAAACUCUGACAAAAGCAUGAAGAAAUGAGCAAAAUAUCAAGAAAUGAUCUUUAUCACAAGCAAAGAAAUGAAAGUGAGUCUUCUCUGACUUUAAGAAUUGACACCUUGGCAAGGGAGAACCCAAAAGCACGACAACGAGGCAGGAAAACGCAGAUUACUAAGUCCAAAAGCAGGAAAUCAGUCACAAACAGGCAAACACAUCAGAACAAGAAGACUAACUAGAAAUGCUGGAGCAAAAAACCAACACAAGACCAUCUGAAAAUGGGCUGCUAUAUAAUCACUGAGGGACUAAUGAGCCAAUGGAAAACCAGGUGAGGGAAAUGAGUUGAUUGCAUGGAAGAAAGAUGACAGGAGAACUAGUGACAAGACAUGGAAACAAAUGAAAAAGACAUGAAACAAACUAAGAGUUAGUGUAAGUACGUAAGUACAGAGAGAGUGAAUUUGACCUUUGUGUUUUAAACACAGCAGUAGUGAAGCAGGAGCAGCAGGGAUUUCAUUCAAACUGUUGUUUGUUACUGUUUAUUAAAGCUUACAUGAAGUUGUCAUUCUCUUCUUUUAAGACAAUGUUAGAGUUAGUUUUCUUCACUUUUUCUGUCAAAAAUGAGGACAAUUUCCCAGAAAGUAGACUUCAUUGACCUUUUUUUAAAAGUCUUCCACAAACACCUUCAAGUGUAAACCACAUAAAACCACGAGAAAGUCAUUUACAUUCACAUUAUAUCAAAUAACAUGAAGAGGCUGCAGACACAGACAUGAUAGUGACUCUGCUGUAAACAUGAACACUGGAGGGACAAAGCCCGCCCCUUUCUGUUGGACCUCAGGUUAAAGCUCCGCCUCCAAGACUCCUCCAAGACAUGAGUCAAAAUCAAAGUUCUCUCUGGUUUAAGGUUUAUAGACAAAUUCUGCAUGAACAGAAUAUAAACACAACUUUUUCCUGAAGAAAUAUGCAAAUGAGUGACUUGAGUAUCGUCACCAUGUGUGUGUGUGUGUGUGUGUGUGUGUGUGUGAGGCAACAUGAAACAGUGGCAACAACAAUUCAAUCCAAAAACCAAAUGUCCCUGAAAUAUAUCUACUAACAAAUACUUUCCAUCAAAGUACACAGAGUACGCAUUUAAGGCCACAGCUGAACAUGUGACCUUGACUUCCAUGUCAACAGAGAUGAACAUAAAGAAACAGCAACCCCUGCUGGUGAGGAGUAGUUCCUGCAGCACUAUAGAUGCACUAUAUGGACAAAAGUAUUUGAAUUGACGUGUUUCAAUGGGGCUUUGGACUCUCGGCCUCUUCUCUCAGUGAAGGACAAUCUGAAGUUCAGCAGACGCAGACAUUUCUACUCCAACAUGACUGUGUCCCAGUGGACAAAGCAACCACUAUAAAGACAUGAGCCCUGACCUUUAACCCCAUCCAGCACCUUUGGGAUGAACUGGAACAGAGAUUAAGAGCCAGACCUUGUGGUCCAGCAUCAGUGUGUGACCUCAUCAAUGCUCGACACAAUGAAUGGACACUAAUUGUCACAGAAACACUUCAAAGUGUUGAGCAAAGUCUUCCAAGAAGAGUUGAAGCUGUUAAAGCUGCAAAACUCCAUAUGAAAAUACUGUCAAUGUAUUUGAAUACUUCAUAAUAGUCCAAAUACUUCUGUUGAUUUGUUUUCACACAACUCCAAACAACCAGUGUUUGGUGAAUGAGUGAAUGUGAGCUGUUGUAACAUGUGAUGUUAUUAUUCCACAUCUGAGCUGCAUCACUGACUCUGACUCUGACUCUCUGUCGUCUUCUCUCAACAGGUGGAAGCUAUGAGUGUGUGUGUGUGUGUGUGUGAGACACUGUGUGUGUGUGUGUGUGUGAGACACUGUGUGUGUGUGAGUGUGCGUGUGAUUGUGUGUGUGUGAGAGUGUGAUUGUGUGUGUGUGUGUGUGCGUGCGUGUGUGUGAGUGUACCAGGUAUUACUAAUGUUGUGGGGACCAAAACCUGUUUACACAGUCACAUUAUGGGGACUUGUCCUCCUUGUGGGGACAAAAAGCAUGUCCCCAUAACGUAAAUUACUACAUUUUAAGGUGAAGAUAUGUUUCAUGGUUAGGUUGAGGUUAGGGUUAGGGUUAGGAUUAGGAUUAGGCGAGUAGUAAUUGUGGUUAAGGUUAGAGUAAGUCUCCAAGAAAUGAAUGUAAGUCAAUGCAAUGUCCCCUCAAGUCAUGAAUGUCGAACAUGACUGUGUGUGCGUGUGUGUGAGUGUGUGAUUGUGUGUGAUUGUGUGUGUGUUUGUGUGUGCGUGUGUGUGUGUGAGUGAGUGUGUGUGUGUGUGUGUGUGUGUGUGUGUGUGUGUGUGUGACGCUGCUUCAACAGAUCUGUGACAGAACUCCAACGAUGAUGGUGUGAUUUUUCAGUCCUAACGUCCUGAACCUGUGACGAGCUGUUUCAACAUUUAACAUAAUGUGUCUUUAAUCCAAGAGUAUUCAUCUACAAUGUUAAUAAUAUCCAUAACCUUUAUUACAUUAUGUAUAAUUACAUAUCUAACAGUUUAACCCUGACCAGUCAACAUGUGUUUCCUUUUCAUUUGCAUCAGUUCAAUGUAUCUAUGUUGUCUACUGAUGAGUUUUAAACAAUGCUUUUUAAAUAUUUGACAGAAUAAUUGCUUCAAUAAUUAUAUAAAUACAUUGUAGUUCUAUAAACAUGUCAUCACUGACUCUAACUGUCCUGUAUAAACUUGAUACAGUUGUUGUGUAUCUGCUCCUGGUCUCUCUCUCUCUCUUCUGUCUCUACCUCAUCUCCCUCUUGUCCUUUCUCCCCCCUUUCUGUCCCCCACCUCUCCUCUGUCCCCCAUUUUCCUUUCACCCCAACCGGUCGAGGCAGAUGCUGCACAUGUGUGAGUCUGGUUCUGUCAGAGAUUUCUUCUUCUGUUAAGAGAGAGUUUUUUCUCUCCACUGAUGCCUAGUGUUUGCUCAUUGUGUGAACUGUUGUGUUUCUCUGCUCUCCUUGAUGUUGUCUAUGUACACACCUGAGAUCAUGUAUGUUAGGAUUUGGCGCUAUAUAAAUAACAUUGAAUUGAAUUGAAUAGAUAAAUAUAGCUGUGUGUCAUCUGCAUAACAAUGAAAGUGUAUGUUGUGCUUUCUAAUAAUGUUUAAUACUAGAUUAUUAAUCAAUCCCAAGCCCAAACCAGGACAUUCAUCAUUAUUCUUAAUCUAUCUCAUCCUAGUUGGAAAUCACAGAAACCAAUGAUGAUAGUCACAGUUUAUCGUCCACCUGCACCUUAUUCAGAGUUCCUAUCAGAGUUCUCUGAGUUCUUAUCAGGAAAACGGUACAGGAUCAUCAGAUCCUCCACCAAAAGACUCAGGGACAGCUUCUUCCCCAGGGCUGUGAAAUCAAUAACCCCCUCCCCCCCCCCCUCCCCCCUCUGUAGUGGAUGACACAGGUCUGGCACUAAGUUCUGCACUUUAUAUUUAUAUUUAUAAUACAACUGCCCCUUUUUCCCCCUGUACAUACAUUUCCCUGCACUGUUCACUGUUCACGAUUGAUCCCGCGCCUGCGUCUUGACGCAUAUUUGAGGAUCUUCGCUCUGCCUGCAUUGUCUGUUUCGAGUGUGAAUGAAGACUGUUACUUACUGUACUGCAUCUGGGUCCAGUCCUGUUCGUUAUACAUGUAGAUGUUGACAGUGGUAGUCUUAGCUGCACAUUUAAUUCACUGUUAGUAUCAAUUGGUUUUAUUCAACAUGUGAAUAAAACCAAUAAACACAAAGUCAAUAAACACACACCAUAUAUAUAUAUCACACCAA
Solea solea (common sole) is the source of this 6600-nucleotide messenger RNA. Its product is annotated as NLR family CARD domain-containing protein 3-like. The record is from RefSeq and is a predicted model, not a curated record. Gene Ontology annotation, molecular function: protein binding. The transcript has 5 exons. NCBI's taxonomy places the organism in Eukaryota, Metazoa, Chordata, Actinopteri, Pleuronectiformes, Soleidae. Bases 122 to 2533 code for a protein of 803 amino acids.